This is a messenger RNA of Ricinus communis (castor bean), 1764 nucleotides long. RefSeq names its product cytoplasmic tRNA 2-thiolation protein 2. The transcript has 9 exons. Gene Ontology annotation, cellular component: cytosol. Gene Ontology annotation, biological process: tRNA wobble position uridine thiolation. NCBI's taxonomy places the organism in Eukaryota, Viridiplantae, Streptophyta, Magnoliopsida, Malpighiales, Euphorbiaceae. The coding region runs from base 120 to 1511 and encodes 463 amino acids. Gene Ontology annotation, molecular function: sulfurtransferase activity; tRNA binding. The record is from RefSeq and is a predicted model, not a curated record.
UGACCUCUCAAGCCCUAAUUCUUCAACCUCGCAGCAGCUUUUUUUUUUUUUGGGACCUCAAUAGCAGUCGCCUCCUCUUCCUCUGGAUACUUCUUACUAAGCAGGUGCAAUCAGAGACCAUGGCGUGCAAUUCCUCAAGUUGCAACUCCAAUUGUUACAAAAACGACGACGAACAACAGCAACACUCGCCGCCGCCGUCACCACCACGAAUAACAACUCAACGUUCAAGCAAUAACGGACACUAUAGCCUAUGCAUAAAGUGCAAAGCCAACCAGCCCAUUUCUACUACUAGUAGUAGCAGUGUUGAUGAAAUGCGUUUCUGUGCAGAUUGCUUUAGAAGCAACAUAUAUGGAAAGUUUAGAGUUGCAGUUACUUCUCAUGCAAUGAUUACACCUUCCGAUAAUGUCCUUGUCGCUUUCUCCGGCGGCCCUUCCUCCAGGGUGGCUCUACAGUUUGUACACGACAUGCAACUAAGAGCGCAGAAGAAUUUUGAUGCGAGUAAGGACAGAUCACUGCCGGUGUUUGGUGUUGGAGUUGCAUUUAUUGACGAGAGAGCUGUUUAUCAACUUCCUUCUGAGAAACUCGAUGAUGCUAUCAGAGAAAUGAACUUGGUUGUCUCAAGUUUGGCACCACCCACAAAGCGGUUACAUAUUGUUCCAAUUGAAAAUGUCUAUUCUCCGGAUUCAAUUGAUGGGAAGGACAGGUUGAUGGAGUUACUAAAUCAUGUUAAUGAUGCUACUGGGAAAGAAGAUCUUUUACUGCAUCUGCGAAUGUUGGCCUUGCAAAAGGUUGCUUCUGAAAAUGGAUACAACAGACUUGUUUUAGGAUCAUGCACAUCAAGGAUUGCUUGCCAUGUCCUUUCAGCAACAGUCAAGGGCCAAGGAUAUUCCUUAUCAGCAGAUAUACAGUAUGUUGAUUCGAGGUGGGAGGUCCCAUUAGUGCUUCCACUUCGUGACUGCACUGCACAGGAGCUGAGCUUGAUGUGCCGUAUUGAUGGUCUAAAGACUAUGGAGUUACUUAAUUAUCCUCUUACUGGCAUCUAUGGUUUGGUAUCUUCAUUUGUGACUCUGUUGCAGGAAGAAAAUCCUUCCCGAGAGUCCACAAUUGUGCGAACAGCUGGAAAGCUUACUCCAUUCCAUUUCAAUAGGAUCCCUGAAAUUAAUGAUUGUAAUGUUCCAUUGGCUACUCGAAGGCGCCAGAAGAGAUACAAUAUUAAGCCUGUAGAAUCUAUUUCCUCGGAAUUAUUCUGUCCUAUCUGCAAUAGCCCUCUCAACGAUUCUGAAAUAUCGAGAUUGAACAGUCCCAAAAGUUGCCAAAGUUCAAGUUUCCGUGAUGCCUGUUGUUCAAGUUGCAACUUUCAGAUACUUCCCAAGGACCCCUCAUUAAUGGAGCAUUUCUAUUUGUCUUUACCCCAGCAUUUAGUUACUCGAGCAAAGCGUGGUAGUUCUGACAACCUGAGUUUGCUAAGGGAGCAAAUUCAAGAUUGCUUGCUUUCAGAUGGUGAAGAUUAAACUUGAAUUCACUUUCUAGAAUUCAGGAUGUUCUCUUUUUGCUUAACAUCACUUGUUACUUUGUUUGGGUUCUGUUCUCUGUUCUAAGGAGACAGCUUAGACUUCCUGAAAUUGUUCCUUCUGCGAGAAAACCUCAGAGUGCUUAAUUAAUUUUUUUUUUUUUGUUAGAUCUCUCCAAUUUACUUUACUCAUUGAUGUAAGAAGUUCUAUAUAUUUUCUGUGAUUACAUAUAUACACCAUUCAUUUUCCCAGA